AACGCAAAUAAAUUCAAUGGACUCGAUAAGUAUGAAUGCAGAAAGAAGAUAGUUGAAGAAUUAAAUGAUUUGGGACUUAUGAGGUCAGUAGAAGCACACAAUAUGAAUUUACCAAUUUGUAGCCGAACUGGUGACGUUAUUGAAUAUUUACCUAAAGAGCAGUGGUUUCUAUCUUGUAGUGAACUUAAUAAACUAGCUACACAAGUAGUAAAAGACGGAAAACUGAAGAUAGAACCAGAAAAGUUUGUAAAAAAUUGGUUAGAUUGGACCAAUGAUGACAGAGAUUGGUGUAUAUCUAGACAACUUUGGUGGGGGCAUCAGAUACCAGCAUACAAAUGCAGUGUUGGUAAAGAUUUGAUUUGGACAGCGGCGACUGACGAAAAGACUGCUAAGCUACAAGCUUCUAAAUUUCUGAGAACAAUACCAGAUGAUAUCACAGCAGAGAGAGACACAGAUGUUCUUGACACUUGGUUUUCAUCAGGUAUAUAUCCAUUUGCUGCUCUAGGCUGGCCUGAAAACAGUAAAGAUUUAAAACGUUUUUAUCCGUUAGAUUUAAUGGUCACUGGACAUGAUAUUCUAGGUUUUUGGGUUCAUAGAAUGGUUAUAUUAGGUCUUAAAAUGACAGAUAAACUACCUUUCAAUGAUGUACUGCUACAUGGUGUAAUUUGUGAUAAUAAAGGUGCUAAAAUGUCUAAAAGUAGAGGUAAUGUUAUAGAUCCCAUAGAUGUUAUUGAUGGUAUAACAUUAGAUAAGCUAAAAGAAAAGGCAGUGAGUAUGCAUAAAGAAGGAAUUUUGAAUAAAGAUGAGUUGAAGAAAGCAGUAGCUUAUCACAAGUCAAACUUUUCGACCACAAACGGUAUUCCACAAUGCGGUGUAGAUGCUCUGAGAUUUACGCUUUUAUCCCAAGAUAUUGGGUCCCAUUUCGUCAACUUUGAUGUCAAUCAGUGCCACGCAAACAAACUAUUCUGUAAUAAAAUAUGGCAAAGCGUUAAAUAUACUCAACUUUCGUUUGACAAACUUAAACCUGUAAUCGAUAGAAUCACUCUUGAUGACCUAACAUUCUUCGACAAAUGGAUUCUAAGUAGACUAGCUGAUAUGGUUGAAACAGUCGAAAAGGCAAUGGAUGGUUAUCAAUUUCAUACAGCAGUCAAAUCAUUAAGAACUAUGUUAUACAAUGAAUUCUGUGAUGUGUAUUUAGAGGCUACAAAACCCGGUUUCGAAGAUGAUAAUUUUAAAAUUGGUUAUGCGCAUGCGCACUGUCUUUCAGCAGUCUUAAAUACCUCUCUCAGAUGCUUAGCUCCAUUUAUGAUUUAUAUUACUGAAGAGCUAAUAUCCAAAAUACCAGCUUUUGAAACUAACAUAAUACACAAUUUUAAUGACACAGACAAUUUAGAAUUGCCAAAAGGUGCAGAUUUUAGAAUGUGGCACAACAAAAAUCUGGAAAUACAAGUAGACAAAUUAUUAAAUACGAUAUAUCUAAUACGAGAGGUAAAAGGGCUUUACAAUAUAUCUAACAAAUUGAAACCAUUAGUAUACAUUACAAGUAAAGAUGAUGAAUUAUUAGAGAAUAUAAAACGCAAUUCAAAAAUUGUUUUAAAUCUAUCUAGAUGUAGUAGGAUUAAGUUUGAAGAAGUAAAUGAUAAGAAUACAAUUAAUGCGUCUUUAGAUAAAGAUACAGAAAUAAGAAUCGAGUUAGAAGGAAAUGAUAUUGAUAAUAUUCUAACAGCUGCAAAAACAAGAAUUAGUAAGAGAGUAAAGAAAAUUGAAGAAAGUAUAGAGAAAUUAAAAAAAAGGGUGACAAGUGAGAAAUAUUUAAGUUCAGUAGCUGAAAAUGAUCAGAAUUUAGAUAAAGAAAGGCUAUUAGAAAAACAAGAAGAGUUAAAACGAUUACAAAGAUUAAUUUAGAUUAUUUUUGACUGAUAAACUUA
This is a messenger RNA of Aricia agestis (brown argus), 1928 nucleotides long. Its product is annotated as probable valine--tRNA ligase, cytoplasmic. Gene Ontology annotation, cellular component: cytosol. Bases 79 to 1905 code for a protein of 608 amino acids. Gene Ontology annotation, biological process: valyl-tRNA aminoacylation. The record is from RefSeq and is a predicted model, not a curated record. The transcript has a single exon. NCBI's taxonomy places the organism in Eukaryota, Metazoa, Arthropoda, Insecta, Lepidoptera, Lycaenidae. Gene Ontology annotation, molecular function: ATP binding; valine-tRNA ligase activity.